UGAUGCUUGCAACUCUUGUUAUGACUGCAAGGUCCUGUUUCAAUCACUGGCGUCAGACGGACGCACGACACCAAGUCAAACCUUUUCACCUUCUCCGUAACAACGUAAAUAUUGAUUUUAAAAGCGAGGCAGUGGCGGUCAAUUAUUGGAGUUUUAAUUUGAAAGUUCUUCACGGGACUUAAGAGUAAGCUAUCCCUCGCCUUGUCACUUUGAGGGUCCGACGGAUUUUUUUUCUCGCAUUUACCACGACUGGGAGAUCUAACUUUUCCCUCUAUUAGCCUAUAUUUGGUGGCUCGUAAAAGAGACCCGCCUGUGACCUCCACGUCUUAACCAUUAUUGCUACAUUUACCGGAUCCACAAUUUGAUACAAUUUCAGGUUCUUUACCAACUUCGAUUUUUUUUCCUUUUUCUUUGAAUGCGUUGCAAAUAUGAUGAUGUCACCGACGCCACUUUUUCCUGAAGUUAUGGCGGAGCACAACUUUCCUAACUUCUCUUGAGUGCACUUGACAGAUUGAGUGCACUUGGCUUUACUAAUGGAGCACCUCCAGGGAGCGUGGAAGACCCUGAGCAACGGUUUCGGAAUGAAGGACUCCGCGUUCGAGGGCCCGUGCCUUUCCCCGACGUUGGUCCAGGGCUUUCCUUGUCAGCGUCGCUCCUCAGAUGACAGCAAGAUGCCCGACUCUAAGACAAGCAGCACUAUCCGUGUCUACCUCCCAAACCAGCAGCGCACUGUGGUAAACGUGCGACCAGGAAUGACCCUGCACAGUUGCCUGAUUAAAGCAUUAAAGGUGCGAGGUCUGCAGCCUCAGUGCUGCGCUGUUUUUAGGCUGCAUCCAGGACAGAGGAGUAAAAAAUUACGGAUGGAUUGGAACACUGACUGUACCUCCCUGAUUGGAGAAGAGCUACUGGUGGAGGUUUUAGAUCAUGUUCCCUUGACAACGCAUAAUUUUGUCCGGAAAACAUAUCUGAAACUAGCGUUCUGUGACAUUUGCCAGAAGUUUCUUUUGAAUGGUUUCCGUUGCCAAACGUGUGGCUACAAAUUCCAUGAGCAUUGUAGCACCAAAGUGCCCACGAUGUGUGUGGACUGGAGCAAUAUCAGACAACUCCUGUUGUGUCCAACACCUGGUGAGAGCGGUGCCCCUUCACUUCCCCCGCUGACGUCCCGGCGAAUGAGAGAAUCCUUAUCACGGUUUCCAAGCUCAGCCCACCGAUAUUCCACCCCCCAUGCCUUCAACUACACCACGCCUUACACACCCACAGGUGGCUGGCUCUCCCAGAGACAGCGCUCCACUUCCACGCCCAACGUCCACAUGGUUAGCACUACCAUGCCUGUAGACAGCAGCAUGAUUGAGCUAGACUGCCUGAAUACCUCCCCCAGCUCCUGGUGCCAUAGAUUCUGGCUGAAGAGGAAAGUAGGUAUUGUGCACUUCUCCCAGUCUUUUGUUGAGGCCUCAUCUGAGAGUCCAGAAAAGGAUGCAAUGCGUGAUCAUGACUCGGCGGGGAGUUCCCCCAGCCAGAGCCCUACAGGCUGGUCCCAGCCCCAGUCCAAAGCCCCUGCACCUGCCCAGCGAGAGAGGGCCCCGUCCUUCAACACUCAGGAGAAAAAUAAAAUUAGGCCUCGGGACAAGCGGGACUCCAGUUACUACUGGGAGAUUGAGGCCAGUGAGGUCUAUCUGAACUCCCGCAUCGGUUCAGGCUCAUUUGGAACUGUGUACAAAGGGAAAUGGCAUGGUGAUGUAGCAGUGAAGAUUUUGAAGGUGACUGACCCCACACCAGAGCAGUUUCAGGCAUUUAGAAAUGAAGUGGCAGUCUUGAGGAAAACACGACAUGUCAACAUCCUGUUGUUCAUGGGCUACAUGACGAAGGACAACCUGGCCAUUGUGACCCAGUGGUGUGAGGGCAGCAGCCUCUACAAACACAUUCACGUCCUGGAGACAAACUUCAAGAUAAUCCAGCUCAUAGACAUCGCCAGGCAGACGGCUCAGGGCAUGGACUAUCUGCAUGCAAAGAACAUCAUUCAUCGUGACAUGAAGUCCAACAACAUCUUCUUGCAUGAAGGGCUAACGGUGAAAAUUGGAGACUUUGGUCUGGCGACAGUGAAGGCCAGAUGGAGCGGCUCUCAUCAGGUGGAGCAGCCCUCUGGAUCCAUUCUCUGGAUGGCUCCUGAAGUUAUCCGGAUGCAGGAUAACAACCCCUACAGCUUCCAGUCUGAUGUCUAUUCCUAUGGAAUUGUUCUCUUUGAGCUAAUGACGGGAGAGCUCCCAUACUCCCUGAUAGCAACUAGAGAUCAGAUUAUCUUCAUGGUGGGAAGAGGCUAUUUGUCUCCAGACCUCAGUAAGCUCUACAAGAACUGCCCUAAAGCCAUGAAAAGGUUGGUGGCCGACUGCAUCAAGAAGUCCAAGGACGAGAGGCCGCUCUUCCCGCAGAUCUUGUCCUCCAUUGAGCUUCUCCAGCAUGCCCUACCUAAGAUAAACCGCAGUGCCUCAGAACCGUCCCUGCACAGAGCCUCUCACACUGAGGAUAUCAAUGCCUGUACUCUGACCUCCACCAGACUGCCUGUUUUCUAGAGGCUCAGACAGCACCGCCCCUUACACCUCCUCCUUCUCUUUCGAAAUAUCCCAAACAGUCCAAAUGCUCAGUACACCCAAAAUUCUCCACAUACAGAUGCAAAUGGAGACCUAAAGAUAUACUGUACAUGCAAUCAUACAUAAACCCAUGCUAAUCAAUAGAAUAUGUAAGGAAGAGAGGAGAGAGGGAAGUGCAUCUGAGAUUUACUACGGAGGAGAGUGAAUGAUGAUGGAUUCCAGUGGGAUGUACACAUUAAGAGGCUGGCAUAAGAUACAUCGAGUUGGUGCCUUGUUUAUCAUCACUGCACAUAUUAGGAAGUAUGCAGAGGCUCCACGGUGGCAAUGCAUUCGGUAAAGUUUGUAAAUACAUGCACGCACACCUACCUAAGACAACGAUAAAUGGACACUGAAGGAAGCUCAAGAGAGACAGAUGUGUCUCUCUUGAUUUGGGUUGUGAUGUGAAGCACACCCUUCUAUCUGACAGCCCCGGUUUCUGAUGAAGAGGACCUUUCAAGCUUACAUGCCUUAAGAGGAAACAAAGCCUGGACUAAGAUCCUGCACAAUUCACCUCUUGUUAUCACAAACAAAGCCGUUGGAUGUAGUCUAUUUAGUUGCACAGUAGUAGUUGAUUUUGCAUUGUCAUAAAUGAUAAUUGCGUAGAUAUGGGAAAUUGUUUUUUUUUUUUUUUUUUUUUUUUUGUUCUUUUAAUUGUUUAUAUUUUGGGGUCAUUUUGGAGGACUUGUAGCCUGUCAGACAGCGAGCAUGAGUGAUGACGGAAAAAUUCAAUUUGCACAUUUAGCAAAAGCAAUGGUUAUGUUUCAACAGUCUACACAUUUGCUUAAAAGCUCUGAGUAAACACACAUUCUUAUCAGUCCUCACCAUGGGUAGGCUAUCAUGAGCUGGACAUUUGGCGGUUGUCUUAAAUGUUUAAAAUGAUUUGGAAACUAAUUUGUAUUUUUUGUCUUUUGAUGUCUCUUUCAGGAGGUUAAAUGUUUUUGUGUACGUGGUGAGAAAGUUGUCUAUUCAAUAUUUUAAUAAAAUUAAGUUAAAUUAC
Messenger RNA from Sander lucioperca (pikeperch), 3621 nucleotides. It is a transcript of the gene raf1a, whose product is annotated as Raf-1 proto-oncogene, serine/threonine kinase a. The record is from RefSeq and is a predicted model, not a curated record. Gene Ontology annotation, molecular function: ATP binding; protein kinase activity. The coding region runs from base 534 to 2567 and encodes 677 amino acids. NCBI's taxonomy places the organism in Eukaryota, Metazoa, Chordata, Actinopteri, Perciformes, Percidae. Gene Ontology annotation, biological process: signal transduction; protein phosphorylation. Gene Ontology annotation, cellular component: mitochondrion; cytosol; plasma membrane. The transcript is spliced from 18 exons.